Molecule: messenger RNA, 916 nt
Organism: Syngnathus acus (greater pipefish)
Lineage: Eukaryota; Metazoa; Chordata; Actinopteri; Syngnathiformes; Syngnathidae
Product: heme-binding protein 1-like
Exons: 4
Coding region: 160-735 (191 amino acids)
Source: RefSeq, a predicted model, not a curated record
UGUGGCGGCGGAAGGCGCACAGAAGGAUGAGUUGAUGAGGAGGCAGUAAGCCAAGAAGUGGCGUGCACGUUGAAGAACCAAGUGGAUACCUAAAACAUUUGAGGUCGAGAGACAUUAGGGUGACAAGAAGAAAGGGAGCGUCAAAGAGUGAGGUGCGACAUGUUUGGAAUGCUCAAAAAUUCGCUUUUUGGAAACACGGAGGAGACAGAAUAUAAACUACUGAGCACAGAGACCAAGGAUGGCGUAAGCUUUGAGGUACGGCGUUACGACCCCGCUAAAUACGCCGUUGUUUCCUCGGAGGGACGCACUUAUGACCAGGUGACAGGCGAGCUGGUGAGGAAGCUGCUCAUGUAUAUCGGUGGAAGCAACGAACAAGGUGAAGCCAUGGGUACGGCAGCCCCAACCAUUAUCACCGUGUACCCUCGGAACGACGGCGUUCUGUCCCGUCGUCUGGUGGUUGCCAUCCGCAUCCCUACCGUCUACCAGCAAUGCCCCCCAACACCUACGGACACCACCGUUAAGGUUGAGGAGCGGCCCGGCAUGACCGUCUAUACACUGCAAUUUGGUGGAUUUGCAGGUGAGAGCGAGUUCCGAGCAGAGGCUUUGCGUUUGACACGCACCCUUGGCGAGACGGCGCCAUUCCAGCGCAAGCAAUACUUCUGUUGCAGUUACGACUCGCCAAUCAAGCCCUACGGACGGCGCAAUGAGGUGUGGUUUAUACAGGAGGAGCCGUAGAAACUCGCUCGCCCAUUCUGACCGCUUCACUGACACUCCAUUCAACUGAGGAAAACAGACGGUAAUGUCACUUCAGUAUUGUUCUUCUCUUUACACGAAAGGAAACAAGUGUAGUAUGUUUGUGAAUCAAAAGAUGUACUGUGACUUGUGUAUUUGUGUGCAUAGCAAAAGGGAAGACUAA